Molecule: messenger RNA, 2649 nt
Organism: Polypterus senegalus (gray bichir)
Lineage: Eukaryota; Metazoa; Chordata; Cladistia; Polypteriformes; Polypteridae
Gene: pms1
Product: PMS1 homolog 1, mismatch repair system component
Exons: 13
Coding region: 150-2585 (811 amino acids)
Biological process (GO): mismatch repair
Cellular component (GO): MutLalpha complex
Molecular function (GO): mismatched DNA binding; ATP hydrolysis activity; ATP binding
Source: RefSeq, a predicted model, not a curated record
UGCGCAUUGUGAAGGGUCCGCGGCUGCCGCUUAAUGCGUGGCUUUCAGGGCUGAGAUUUGGGGGCUCCUCGGGUUAUGAGACGAGACAUCGUGUAACGGGGACUGCUCGUGAAUGGAAAGAGCUGAGAACAGGCACGAGAGACGCAGACAUGAAGCACCUUCCUCCGGAGACUGUGCGCCUGCUGUCCAGUUCACAGGUUGUCACCUCAGUUCUCAGCGUGGUAAAGGAGCUCGUCGAGAACGCGCUUGAUGCAGGUGCAUCCAGUAUCGAGGUCAAGCUGGACAACUAUGGGUUUGACCGUGUCGAAGUGAGAGACAACGGCAGUGGGAUCGAAGCAGCUGACGCGCCUGUGAUGGCAGUAAAGCACUACACUUCGAAAAUCAGCUCGGCGGCCGACUUUGACACUCUAGAAACAUACGGCUUCCGCGGUGAAGCCCUGGGCUCCAUCUGUGCUGUGGCAGAGGUGGUCGUCACUAGCAAGACUGCAGAUGCUGACUUGAGCACACAGUAUACACUGGACUCGGAGGGCCAUGUCCUCUCCCAGAAGCCUUCUCACCUGGGACAAGGUACAACUGUCACCGUUUGCAGUCUCUUUAAGAAUCUUCCUGUGAGGAAGCAGUUUUACUCGACAAGCAAAAAGUGCAAAGAAGAGCUUAAAAGAAUCCAGGAUUUGCUCAUGGCCUACGCUAUAAUCCAGCCUGAGCUGAGGCUGACGUUCACGCACAACAAGGCACUUGUUUGGCACAAGGCCAAGGUGUCGGAUUCUCGAGCAGGACUCAUGUGUGUGCUUGGGACGGCCGCCAUGAACAACAUGAUGCCUGUCCAGUUCCAGCAGGACGAGCCACAGGUAGAUCUCAGUGGAUUUAUCCCCAGACCUGGUAGUGACAACUCCAUGAGCUCCAGCAGCACUGACCGGACCUUCGUUUUCAUAAAUGCCAGGCCGGUUCAUCACAAAGAGAUUCUUAAGCUCAUCCGCAGGUAUCAUGGAGGACAACCGAGCAGGGAGACGUCAUGCGGCCGCUACCCGCUCAUGCUGCUGGACAUCAGAGUUCCUGCCCAGUCAGUUGAUGUCAAUGUGACCCCUGACAAGACGCAAGUCCUGCUUCACAAUAAGGAUGUGGUGUUGGUGGCUGUGGAGACCGCAUUGGCAUCUGUGUACGGUCCCCUCGCGGAGGUGCCAUGUUCUCUGCUUGUUCCGCCAGAAGUAGAGCAGAGCCAUUCGGCACCGGACCUUGCCAGCGAGGAAGGCACUGCCCUCCCACAACCUCCUCUGGAAACCACUGCUGAGCCCGCAGGCGUAAGUGAAGAAGUACAAGCAGGCGGGACAAAGAAGCAGCAAGGCCGAAUAGAUGGUGACCGAUGGAGCCUGGGUCACCUGCCAAGUGACCCUGCAUCAGAAGAACACCUGCAGCCAGUGAAGGUCUUUGUGCCCAAGCGGGAUGGAGCUCCAGUGCCAAGCUGUGGCCCAGACAAGACCCCCAGCAAAGUGGCAAAGGUGACUGCCUACGACUUGAUUAGCAACCGUGCGGUGCGGCAGCCCCAGUCUGCCAGUGCUCUGUUCAGUCAGGAAGCACGAGUGAAGGUCCUAGCAGACAAUCCAGAGGCAGGUCCACAGGAGAUUAGCAACAUUGUGGAACGACUAUGGAAGAAUGCGCCACAGGAAGAGAGAAAGAAGUAUGAGGAGAAGGCAGAACGCGAGACGACAAGAUAUGAGUGCCAGUCUAAGAGGGCAUCUGAAAAGAGCACGGAGCAGCUGGCCAAGCUGAGUCGAGCACCAAAGCACAAGGCGGUGCCCUCCAAGCAGCAGAUCCUGGACAAGCUCCUCCUGUCUCAGGCCGAGAAGCCGCGUCCUCCACUGGCACCGGACAGGCCGUGUAGAGAUGCCCCCUUCUCGCUGGCGGCGCUCAAAACGCGCCUGAAUCUCCUCUCGAAGCGGGUUGGCCCCUCCGCAGAACGAAUGCACCUCAUUGGCCAACUGGGUUCACACCCGGCUUGGCUCGUCUCAUCUGGAGACCAACUCCUCCUGCUGAACCCCUUCCGGGCCGAGGAGAGGCUGCUCUUCAGACGUCUGCUGGCGGAGAACCUGCUUCCCACGGAGAAACUGGAAAGCCCGCUGCGCCUGUCUGAUGGCCUUCUCGGAGGUUCAGUCUACAGGGAGGCCCUCUGCAGCAUGGAGAAGACCAGCGUGGGACCAGGGGGGACAGCCACCUUCUCUGACGCGCGGCUGGUGGCCAAUGGCUUUCAGAUCAGACACAUUCCAGGUGCCACUGCCACAGAUGGGCUCUUGGAGAUUGUGGCGAUGGCCACCUGUGUGCCCUUCUACGGCCUGUCGGACUUGAAGGACAUCCUGCACCGCGUAGUUCACGACGGGGCCCAAAGCGUCCAGCAGUGUCGGCCGCUCAAAGUCCACCGCUACUUGGAGGGAGAGGCGGUCCGGCUGGCACGCAGGUUACCACUCAUGAUGACCAAGGAGGACGUGGACGACACCUUGAGCAGGAUGUCUGGGCUGGAGGGCGACUGCACGUCGUGUCUGCACGGCCGCCCGCUGCUGCAUCACCUGCUCGACCUCCCCGCACAGAACUGAUGCCCCCCUCGCUCGGCUGCCAGCCGUGCCCUCUCUCAAUAAAGGAUGCCUUUUUAUUUUUGCA